UCUGUACUGUAGACUGUUGGAGGAUGGUGUUUACAGUGAUGUGACAUUCUAUGUACAUGAUAAGAUGUUCCAAGUCCACCGCUGUAUACUGGCAGCUAGAUGUGAAUACUUCGCCACCAUGUUCAAAACUAGAUGGCUGGGUCGGCGUGUCAUCACACUUAAACAUGCUCUGGUUGUACCUGUUGCCUUCAAGUCAAUCCUACAAUACCUAUACACAGGCUGCCUCGACACUCAUAUUGACAAUAUAAAAGACUGUUUGAGAUUGGCCAAGCAGUGUCGUCUGCAAAGUCUGAUGGAUGAGAUUGAUGACCACUACAAAAGAUUCCGCACCUUUGAAAUGGCAAAGCCUGGUAUUACCGUGACAACACUAACCAUUGAGCCAAACCUACAUAACACAAAGCUGCAAGAAGACCUGGGCAAGCUUGGUGACCUAGCCCUGCCAGACGAGCUCUGUAGUGAAAUUUUCCAGGCAUUAGGUAGCCUGCCGUUUGCGGGGUUACAGGAUUUACCUAUCUACCCUGACAUCUGUUUCAUAGUGGAGGAACACAAAUUUCUGUGUCACAAGGUGUUUUUCUGUGGAAGGAGUGACUAUUUUAAGGCCUUGCUGAUUGAUCAUUUUGGAGAAUCCUACAUAUCAGAGGAUAAUCUGCCUAUGGUUCCCAUCAACGAAAUAAGCGCAGAAAGCUUCAGGAAACUGAUGUAUUACUUAUAUCAAGACAGCUGCGAGUUGACCAAAGAAACAGUGGUAGAGAUGCUGAAACUUGCGGACCAGUACCUGUUACAAGGGCUGAAGAGACUGUGUGCAAGCAACAUUAGCAAGUACAUUGACAUUGAUACAGUCCUACAGAUACUGAUCUUGGCCAGACUGUUUGGCCUUCGUAGACUCGCUGAUCAGUGCUCGGAGUUCAUGGCCAACAAUUUACACGAGGUCUUAAGACUGGCUGAUUUUGUCGACAUCGUGAGACAGGACGCUGCCAAUCUCAAACAACGAGAGGAUACCGAUACUGUUGAGAUCAUCGAUGACAUUCGUUUCAACAUCACUAACUUCGUACAGACAUUCAGUGACAUGAUGGACGCCGACGAGAAACUACGAAUGAUAGACGACUUCUUAGAGGAACUGGACAUUGACGCCUAAGGCGUUUUGGAGGAAGUGCGUCUCUUCUGUAAUUGGUAGAUUAACGGAGGAAGUGCGUCUCUUCUGUAAUUGGUAGAUUAACGGAGGAAGUGCGUCUCUUCUGUAAUUGGUAGAUUAACGGAGGAAGUGCGUCUCUUCUGUAAUUGGUAGAUUAACGGAGGAAGUGCGUCUCUUCUGUAAUUGGUAGAUUAACGGAGGAAGUGCGUCUCUUCUGUAAUUGGUAGAUUAACGGAGGAAGUGCGUCUCUUCUGUAAUUGGUAGAUUAACGGAGGAAGUGCGUCUCUUCUGUAAUUGGUAGAUUAACGGAGGAAGUGCGUCUCUUCUGUAAUUGGUAGAUUAACGGAGGAAGUGCGUCUCUUCUGUAAUUGGUAGAUUAACGGAGGAAGUGCGUCUCUUCUGUAAUUGGUAGAUUAACGGAGGAAGUGCGUCUCUUCUGUAAUUGGUAGAUUAACGGAGGAAGUGCGUCUCUUCUGUAAUUGGUAGAUUAACGGAGGAAGUGCGUCUCUUCUGUAAUUGGUAGAUUAACCGAAAAUUUGCCGUAGCGUGAACUUUUACAGGGAACAUAGAAGUUGGGAAAUGCUAUGUAAUACAAAACCACAGUAGGAAAUCCAUUUGCAAGUGCUAAAGUUUUACAAAGAGAAAAUGAAAUCAUUGUUAUUUUUUUUUAAUUGAAACUGACUGUUAUCACCAAUAAAAAGUACAGCAAUAUCAAAAUAUUACUAUUGAAAAUGUGUUAUAACCAGGUAUGAAAUUGUUUAUGUUGUCAAUUUUUUUUUGUUGUUAUUUGUUUACUUUGAAGAAGUAUAGAAAAGUGACCCUACCUGCAUAUUUUACACACGAUGGUGUCUGUUUUGGCAGCUAUGUCUGUUGUUUUUUUUAAGAUUUGGUGUUUUGAUUUUUGAGAUUGUAAACAAAAUAUUUUCAACCAAUUUUUCCAGUUUUUAUUAUCCUCACUUACUGGUCACCAAGUGGUCUGAGUAACAAAGCUCACAAGUUUAAUAAAAAUUGUGUAGGAAUAUUUUUUAUCUGUGACUAGAGACAUCAACAAUCACAAUGUCAAGGAAAAUAACGUUUGGGCUAGUUUUUAUCAGCGGAUGUAAAUGAAGAAAUAGAAACUCCUCAACAAGUGAGUUUUCUAAUUGUAUAAUAUACGUGCCAAGUGACCCGAUUUUGUCGGGUUACACCCGGAAAUUUAGCCCUUCACCCGCUUUAAUAACUUCACAUAGCUGGAUUAUGAUUUUGACCCGGAUUUCGUCAAUUUCACCCGUUUUCGCCCGGAAUACUAUUAAGACAGAGUUUACCAAUUGUCUUUUUACAAUUUGAAAAUUAACUUGAUGAGAGUUAGAUAUACAUGAUAACUAGCCAUCACAAGUUUGGGCACUUUUUUCUCCCAUGAUGUUCAUAUUAUAAGUAGAAAACCAUAUGUUUCUCGUGGAAAUGUAGGAUUCCUGAUUCAGAUCAGAGAAACAAUUGCAGUGAGUUGUAACAUCACUAUGGCAACAUAAUUAAAAAAGCAUGAAUUUGAAUCACAACCAGUUUGUUAGGUAACAUAAAAUGUUUUAAUACAAACUUCUUGCAGGUUUAUCCAAUAUUUCAGUAAUAAUAGGAGAAAAUAUGUCUAUAUUCACUUUAAAGCAGGAUUUCUGUAUUGUUGCUUUUACAGAUGACUUGGUGAGUGUAAAUUGUGACCAUCAGAUACUCCACUCUAGAUAAAUAUUGUCAUAUGAUAUAUGAAUCGAGGGCUUGAGUAAAGAAAGUUCACAGGAAUAAUGUAAUGUGUGUGAUUUGCAGAUAUUAGAAGUGUAAGACUAUUUGUUGCGUCACUAUUUAGCAUACAGUGGCAGACCCAGGCAAGGGUUGCAGGCCAUUAAAAAAACCUUCAAACUUGGCAGUUAUUUUUGUCAGAUUAAUUUCAAGAUUUACCAUACUGAGCCAUAGGAUUGAAAAAAUAUUAAACCAUUUUGAAAGAAAUGAUAUGACUUUAACAAUGAAGUAACUCAACUGACAUGAUAUGGUGUUAUGAUUUUAGCUACCUUUAAUCAUCAUAUUCAUUAGAAAAUGAAGAAAAAUGAAUCAAAUACACCUUCAUUUGUCAUAAAAUUGUUAUACAGAAUUAUAGAGAAAAUUGUUUAUAGGAGUAAAUUUGAGUGGAGUUUGAACGAACCAAAGGUGAGCAUCUGAGUGUAUGGGUCCCUGUUUCAAAUCCACAUCUAGCCGGUUACAUGUCCCACCUUGUUUCUCAUUCAAAAGUUUUAACUGCCAGUGUUAAAUUAUUAAGGUUACUUAAUAUUUAAUUGAACAGCUAUAUAUAGCUACAGCUACUACAGGUACCACCAGAGGGUAAAUGGUGCCAUAUCCUAAGUUACUGCCCUGUACAAUAUCAUUUUAGCAAGUACAUUUUGUAUACCUAUUUUCUUAGAUAUAGUAGUGUAGUCGAUUUGAUUGAAAUCAAAAUCAAGUAUGGGAUGACCUUUGUCUCAGAAUGGUCCCCAAUUAGUGAAAUAUAUCUGUUAAAAACACUAAAGAGGUGGUUGGGAUUUUGUUUUCAUUUUUUUUAAGUAAGUGAAAUGUUAUAUCAAUUUUCCAGGUGACUGUAAUUAAAUAGUAACACAUCUUAUUACAACAGGUUAUUGUUAAAGUAUACAUGAACCUUCACAAAAAUGCACGUGUGCAUAUGAGAAGUUGUUAGAUGCCGAUCCGUGAAAGCCUGGCUCUCUAUCCCCCUAAAUGUUAUAAGGAAAGAAGUUGUUAUUGAAGCUGUUAUUAAAAAAUCAUCAGCUGUAAGGAAAUCAUUGGGGAGAUAUGUAGUGAGACGUUUCCAGCAGACUUUGUCUAUUCCUUUCCCUAUGAUACAUAAAAUUAUUGGAUUUUAUUUGAUUGUAGCUGGUCUUCGUAUAUGUCCUUUGUUACAUAUGAUAUCAAUUCAGAAAUACACUGUAGUAGUUCAUACUUUGCCAGAAGACGAAGCAUGUAUUAAAUUCAAAAGAUUAUUAUUGUUGUAUUAGAGAAGGGAGGUAACUCAAGAGUGUAUACUUUUUUUGUCAACCACAAUCUUUAGAAUCAUACAAGGUGUUAUAGUAACCUACAGUACACAAACUGUAGAAUUACUAAUUUUUAUUUUUUUAUUUCUUUGACAUAAACUUUAGAAUCAUUCAUACAAGGUGUUACUUACAGUACACAAACUGUAGAUCAACUUGCACAUUUUUAUUUAAUUUAUUUUGACACUAACUUUAGAUUUACACAUUCAGGUUUUAUUUACACAAACUGCCUUGAGAUGUAUAAUUAAUACACAUGUCAGUGAAAUGACGUGGUAUCAUUCAGUUCAGUUUCUAUAUUUCCAAGAGCCAUACAUCCGACUCAUAGGUUGAUUGAUGUCAGGUUGGUUCGUUCUCAGAGCUCAUCUGUCUCUAAGUCAUCAGUGACAUUUUGCCAGCUGUCUGUCUACAGUAUAUAUGACUUGUGUCAAAAGGGCAUGAAAAUUUUAUAAAAUACAUUGUAGUACAUGUACUAUUUAUUAAGGUAUACAUUAUAUAAUAUCCAUACCAAUUAACCUUUGCUUGAUUUUUUUUUAUGUUUGGAGUAUGGGACAAUUUUAUCAUCUUUUAGUUAUCUAGCUAUUUAACAUUUUUUGCUUUGAAAAAAACUUUAUGUUUUUUGUAAGGUUUUUUUUAUCUAGUGUGCUAAUCAAUUAACAACUUAUAACUGUUAAUAUGCCAGUCAGAUAUGUAUUAAUGGUCUGUUUACAGAGAAAGUGCUCUUAAUACUCAGAUAUGUGUUGGAAGAUAAGCCACCCAACAGAAAACUCAGAAGUGGUCUGUGUACAGAGAGAGUGCUCUUAAUAGACUGUGUACUGUGAACAGCUAUUGGAGGAUGAAAGAAUGGAGGUCUAGAUCUAGAGAGAAAGGACUACUGAUAUGGAGUUUGAAGUAUAUCAUAUAUACUAUAUUUAUUUACACAGUAAAAUGUGAUUUAGCAAGAAAUGAUAAACGAGGUUUGACACUUUCUAUUUUUGUUGGGGAGUACAGAGAACUAUUUGAAUGUUAACUAGUACUUCGCCAAUAUUACUGCCGUAUUUUAUCGGUGAUAAGCCCAGGGGAUCUGGUUAUUUCACUGAGAUAACACUAUAAAGUUGGCAUUAGAUCCGCGCUAUCACAAGGAGGCAAUAACUCCAACAUACCCUGUCUCAAGCACACAUACAGACAAGCAUGCAUACGCAACAUAUACACGGAGGCAUGUUCUUAAAUGAUCUUAGCUGUUAAUAGGAUGUUAAACAAAAUAAAACAACUGCUAAAGUAAACAUCCUUAGCACUUUAGCAUGAAGCAGAAAAGAGGGCUGUAGAAUAGAUUUCAAAACUUACCAGUGAAGUCCCAGACAAUUUUAACAAUCAGCACACAACGUUUUGCUACAUUUUAAAAGUUUUUGAAAGGAAUGUUCUUAUUGGUUAGUCUAUCAGUCAAGGGAUAUUCUGAUUGGAUAACCUGUUAACAACGACAGGAGAACUAGUAUUAGUGUCAAACCCUGAUAUAAGUACUCUGUUCUAAUGAUUUGUUAAAUUUUAUUGCGUGUUUUAUGUUUCUAUUAUAUACUGUAUCUAAUAAGUGGUACUUUGUUACAGAUGUCAGUGCUGAAAUUACGUAUACAAUUACAUGUACAGUAAACCCUUAACAUACUGCCACCAUUGUACCUAGUAAACCAUCAUUAUACUGCCUUUUUUAGUCCCGUGAAAUUUUGGCAUUAUAAAGGAGUUUGACUAUAUAUCAAGGGAUACAAUAAACAAAAAUCUUAAGGAUAAAAAAUUGUUUAAGGAAGGACCUUGAGAUAUGAUGGAGGUAAACAAAGGGGAAAUGAAACAAGGGACGUUAUAUCAAGCUUUAACUGAUAGCUGUAGACUAGACCAAUCACUGUCAGAUGUUUUAGGUUUUGCUGAUGUGUAUUUUCUGAUAAGUAAAUCUUGUUUUAUGAAAUUCAAUGAAAAAACAAAUUCUUGAACUAAUCUUAAAUGAUGUAGUUGUAAAAUUGCAUAUGCAGCAAAAAAAACUACAUAUUUGUUGUGUAUAUAUGUAUAUAUAUAUAAACUAUACAUGGCAUGUCACAAUAUAAGCCAAUGAAGGUAUAAAAUGAGCUAAGGUGUGCAAACUAGUAUUUCAAAAGUGAAACUGUUUGGAAAAUAUUUGAAGAAUAUUAGCUACACAGAUUAUAUUUAUCUUAUUUGUUUAUGUAUAUGUUAAGUCAAUUUAAAAUCUAUCUCAUAUGCUUUACAAUAAAUGUUAUUUCUCAAUAGAGGAAAAA
Messenger RNA from Mizuhopecten yessoensis (Yesso scallop), 6425 nucleotides. Its product is annotated as ankyrin repeat and BTB/POZ domain-containing protein 1-like. The coding region runs from base 65 to 1135 and encodes 356 amino acids. NCBI's taxonomy places the organism in Eukaryota, Metazoa, Mollusca, Bivalvia, Pectinida, Pectinidae. The transcript is spliced from 8 exons. Gene Ontology annotation, molecular function: protein binding. The record is from RefSeq and is a predicted model, not a curated record. Gene Ontology annotation, cellular component: ubiquitin ligase complex; cytoplasm.